Messenger RNA from Marmota monax (woodchuck), 587 nucleotides. RefSeq names its product ribosomal protein S27a (gene Rps27a). Gene Ontology annotation, cellular component: cytoplasm; ribosome; nucleus. The transcript has 6 exons. Bases 84 to 554 code for a protein of 156 amino acids. Gene Ontology annotation, molecular function: protein tag activity; structural constituent of ribosome; ubiquitin protein ligase binding. Lineage: Eukaryota; Metazoa; Chordata; Mammalia; Rodentia; Sciuridae. The record is from RefSeq and is a predicted model, not a curated record. Gene Ontology annotation, biological process: translation; protein ubiquitination; modification-dependent protein catabolic process.
UGGGACCUUCGGCCAGGAAACCUCGGGGACAGCGCCGCGCUCUUCCUUUCCGAUCCGCCAUCUGCGGUGGGACCGCCGCCGAGAUGCAGAUUUUCGUAAAAACCCUUACGGGGAAGACUAUUACACUCGAGGUUGAACCCUCGGACACUAUAGAAAAUGUAAAAGCCAAGAUCCAGGAUAAGGAAGGAAUUCCUCCUGAUCAGCAAAGACUUAUCUUUGCUGGUAAGCAACUAGAAGAUGGACGUACUUUGUCUGACUACAACAUUCAGAAGGAAUCCACCCUUCAUCUUGUGCUGAGGCUUCGUGGUGGUGCUAAGAAAAGAAAGAAGAAGUCUUACACCACUCCCAAGAAGAAUAAGCAUAAGAGAAAGAAGGUUAAGUUGGCUGUCCUGAAAUAUUAUAAGGUGGAUGAAAAUGGCAAAAUUAGCCGCCUUCGUCGUGAGUGUCCUUCAGAUGAAUGUGGUGCAGGAGUUUUUAUGGCCAGCCACUUUGACAGACACUAUUGUGGCAAGUGUUGUCUGACUUACUGCUUCAACAAACCAGAAGACAAGUAAUGUAUUUGAGAUAAUAAAAGACAUGAACUAAUA